Messenger RNA from Ornithorhynchus anatinus (platypus), 3387 nucleotides. RefSeq names its product N-alpha-acetyltransferase 15, NatA auxiliary subunit (gene NAA15). NCBI's taxonomy places the organism in Eukaryota, Metazoa, Chordata, Mammalia, Monotremata, Ornithorhynchidae. Gene Ontology annotation, molecular function: protein-N-terminal amino-acid acetyltransferase activity; protein binding. The transcript is spliced from 20 exons. Gene Ontology annotation, biological process: N-terminal peptidyl-methionine acetylation. The coding region runs from base 191 to 2641 and encodes 816 amino acids. Gene Ontology annotation, cellular component: NatA complex; cytoplasm. The record is from RefSeq and is a predicted model, not a curated record.
ACGUUGUCCGAUAAAAUUUCAGACAGAAAUGUGAGGUAUUUAGUGGACGUCCGGAACAGAAAUCAUCGCAAAGGCUAGGUACCAGCUGUCGGAGAGGUGCUAUGAACACAAACAGUACAGAAAUGGGCUGAAGUUCUGUAAACAGAUCCUCUCUAACCCAAAGUUUGCUGAGCAUGGAGAAACUUUGGCAAUGAAAGGACUAACUCUAAACUGUUUGGGAAAGAAAGAAGAAGCCUAUGAACUGGUGCGAAGAGGCUUACGAAAUGACUUAAAGAGUCAUGUAUGUUGGCAUGUAUAUGGGCUCCUUCAGAGGUCAGACAAGAAGUAUGACGAAGCCAUCAAGUGCUACAGAAAUGCCCUGAAGUGGGAUAAAGACAAUCUUCAAAUCUUGAGGGACCUCUCUUUAUUACAGAUUCAGAUGAGGGAUCUCGAGGGCUACAGGGAAACGAGGUAUCAGUUACUUCAGCUUCGGCCUGCUCAGCGAGCGUCGUGGAUUGGUUAUGCUAUUGCUUACCAUUUGUUGGAAGAUUAUGAAAUGGCAGCAAAGAUUUUAGAAGAAUUUAGGAAGACCCAGCAGACAUCCCCUGAUAAAGUAGACUAUGAGUACAGUGAGCUCCUUUUGUAUCAAAAUCAAGUUUUGCGUGAGGCAGGACUCUACAAAGAAGCUUUGGAACAUCUUGGCACGUAUGAGAAACAGAUAUGUGACAAACUCGCAGUUGAAGAAACUAAAGGGGAACUUCUGUUACAACUCUGUAGGCUGGAGGAAGCUGCUGAUGUGUAUAAAGCAUUGCAAGAGAGAAACCCUGAAAACUGGGCCUAUUACAAAGGCUUGGAAAAGGCACUUAAGCCAGCCAAUAUGCUAGAGCGGCUAAAAAUCUAUGAAGAAGCCUGGACUAAAUAUCCAAGGGGAUUGGUGCCAAGAAGACUGCCCCUGAACUUUCUCUCUGGUGAGAAAUUUAAGGAGUGCUUGGAUAAGUUCCUGAGGAUGAAUUUCAGCAAAGGCUGCCCUCCAGUUUUCAAUACCCUGAGAUCAUUGUACAAAGAUAAAGACAAGGUGGCGAUCGUAGAAGAAUUGGUGAUAGGUUAUGAAACCUCUUUAAAAAGCUGCCGGUUAUUUCAUCCAAAUGAUGACGGUAAAGAAGAGCCUCCCACCACAUUACUUUGGGUCCAGUACUAUUUGGCACAGCAUUAUGAUAAAAUCGGACAGCCGUCUAUCGCUCUGGAAUAUAUCAAUGCUGCUAUUGAAAGUACGCCCACAUUGAUAGAACUAUUUCUUGUGAAAGCUAAAAUCUACAAGCAUGCUGGCAAUAUUAAAGAAGCUGCCCGGUGGAUGGAUGAGGCCCAGGCUUUGGAUACUGCAGACAGAUUUAUCAACUCCAAAUGUGCAAAAUACAUGCUGAAAGCCAAUCUGAUUAAAGAGGCAGAAGAAAUGUGUUCAAAGUUUACAAGGGAAGGCACCUCGGCAGUGGAGAACUUGAAUGAAAUGCAGUGCAUGUGGUUCCAGACAGAAUGUGCCCAAGCGUAUAAAAUGAUGAAUAAAUUUGGUGAAGCACUUAAAAAAUGUCAUGAGAUUGAGAGACAUUUUGUAGAAAUCACUGAUGACCAGUUUGACUUUCACACAUACUGUAUGAGGAAGAUUACACUUAGGUCUUAUGUGGACUUGUUAAAACUAGAAGAUGUCCUCCGGCAGCAUCCGUUUUACUUCAAGGCCGCUCGGAUUGCUCUAGAGAUCUAUCUGAAGCUUCAUGAUAACCCACUAACAGAUGAGAAUAAAGAGCAUGAAGCUGAUACAGCAAACAUGUCUGACAAAGAGCUAAAGAAACUCCGUAAUAAGCAAAGAAGAGCUCAAAAAAAAGCUCAAUUGGAAGAGGAGAAAAAGAAUGCGGAGAAAGAGAAACAACAGAGAAAUCAGAAAAAGAAAAAGGAUGAUGAUGAUGAGGAAAUCGGAGGCCCAAAAGAAGAACUUAUCCCCGAGAAACUGGCCAAGGUGGAAACUCCAUUGGAAGAAGCUAUUAAAUUUUUAACACCACUGAAGAACUUGGUGAAGAACAAGAUAGAGACUCAUCUUUUUGCCUUUGAGAUUUACUUUAGGAAAGAAAAGUUUCUUCUAAUGCUGCAGUCAGUAAAGAGGGCAUUUACUAUUGAUUCCAGUCACCCCUGGCUUCACGAGUGUAUGAUUCGCCUCUUCAGCACAGCAGCGUCUGAAAGCAAAGACUUACCUGAUGCCGUUAGAACAGUGUUAAAACAAGAAAUGAAUCGACUUUUUGGAGUAACAAAUCCAAAGAACUUUAACGAAACUUUCCUUAAGAGACACUUUGACUCAUUGCCGCAUAGGUUAUCGGCUGCCAAAAUGGUUUACUAUUUGGAUCCCUCUAGUCAGAAACGAGCAGUGGAAUUGACGACGACACUUGAUGAAUCCCUCACUAACAGGAAUCUUCAGACAUGUAUGGAGGCAUUAGAAGCCUUGUGUGAUGGUAGCCUAGGAGACUGUAAAGAAGCCGCCGAAGCUUACAGAGCAAAUUGCCAUAAGCUUUUCCCUUACGCUUUGGCUUUCAUGCCCCCUGGAUACGAAGAGGAUAUGAAGAUCACAGUUAAUGGAGAUAGUUCUGCAGAAACUGAGGAACUGGCCAAUGAAAUCUGAACACCUUAAACAAGCCGAUGAAAUUGACAUUGGACCAUAUUUAGCGUAUAAUAUUUUUGUCACGCACCUGCUGCAUUGCUCUAACUUACAGAUUGGAAGGAGAAAACAUUCUUGCCUUCAAAUAGUGUUUUACGUUUUUUUUAUCCUGCUGAAAAGUAUAUAUAUAAAAUAUCUAACAUAUUACAGGAUAGAGGUUGUUCAGUUUCUUAAAUUAAAAGCUGCUAAAAUUGAAGAAGAAAAAAAUACCUUAUCCUACACCUACCCACCCAUGUUUUUAGACUAAUUUAUAUGAAAUCUGGAAGCUGUUACAGCUAACAAAGCAGGUGUGUGGCAGAAAUAUUACUUUAAAUUUGUCUUGUGAGAUUACUAUAUCUCUGACAGCAUAAAUACAUGCUGUUUUAGCACUGGAUUCUUUCACUGAGCACAAGAGUUGUUGGGGCUUUAGCAUCUGACUGAUUUUGAUACGGGAUGAUUCUGACCAUAGGAAGUAUGCAAUGUGAAUCACUAUUUACAGAGAAGCCUACAACAGAUGCUUGAUGUUGUAGAAACUGGGACAUAGAUACCACACAGAAUUAUAAAGAAACAUAGGGUGUUCAAUAAGCUUGUUGGGAAUCCAAAAUUCACUGUACACGAUCAGUUUGGUGUUCUUGUACCACAGUUUUUAACUGAAGGAACCAGUUAGAACAAUCUUGAUUUUUUUUUUAAAUUAAAACUUGAAAAAAAUAUCAAUGCUGUCACUGGUGGGG